Closterium sp. Naga37s-1 is the source of this 1266-nucleotide messenger RNA. The record is from the annotation of a GenBank genome assembly. Lineage: Eukaryota; Viridiplantae; Streptophyta; Zygnematophyceae; Desmidiales; Closteriaceae.
AUGGACAACGCUGGUCGCGGUUGGAUCGAGGUUUUAUGCAGAGAACUCGGUCAUUAUGAGGAGAAGGACGACGACGAAUUAACGCAAGCCGAUGAGGACCUCGCGCAGGAUGCAGGCCACGAUUUCAUCUACGAUGUCGCGUGUGAAGACACGUUUGCUGAUGCUGUAGAGACUCAGGAGCAAGACGUAGAUGACGGGAUCGCGGGUGUUGAAGGGGAGGCAGUCUCGUUAGAAGGUGCAGAGGAAGAGGACGACGAGGAGACGGAGUCCGAAUAUGGCGACCCUAUCCAGGGAGACCAGGAAGGGUUUGCAGAGGAAGAGGAGGAUGCUGAGCAGGAGACCGAGUACAUCAAGGCAAGUGAGGGAGACGACGAUGAAGAUAGUUCAGAGGAAGAGGACGAUGAAGAGUCGGAGUUCGAUUUUAGCGAUGCAAGUGACGACGACAUGGAGGAGGGGGGUGGAGAUGAGCAGGGUCAGGAGGGUGUCAGUUCAAGCCACAACAGAGCUUCGGAGGGUGUAGACUUCAUCAUGGAGGGCAGGGAUUUAAUGAGAGUGAAGCUGGUCAACCUCAACGAGGAGCAAAUCCGGUCCUGGGAAGGGGGUGCUCCAUUAGGAAAAUCCGAUUCGCCAACAUGUUCGUCCGCUUCUGCCGCAGCAGCACCCAGGUUGAGGGCGCAGGGGCUGAGCGACGAUCAUUGCCCCAAUACCGACAUUGGCGCUAUGGGUGGAUGGGAGCAGGGGGAGAUGCGGAAGGCGUACAUGAUUGGAAACCAUUGCUUGCGGAAGGAGAGUGGGAUGAAGGACGUCCGCAACGGCGAGCUUCAGGCCCAUCUUCGUGAUUUGCAGAUCGCCAACAAGAUGCUCAAGGAGGAGGAAGGCACAGCUCAAGGCCGAGUCGUCCGCUCUCAAGGUUUCCUCGCGAGCAACAUUGGCAUCGACCACGCUGCUGCAGGAGGUGUGGGCUCCUCGAAGAUGGGGGAAGGCGGUGCUGGCCAAUCUACCCCAGAGCCAGCAACACCGUCACCAGAGAUGGUCUACUUUGACUGUGUGGUGCGGCCCUGGCGUGAGAGCACCACAGUGGCGGAGGCAUGGGCGCUGUGGAACAAGUCUAGCUUCCUAGUGGAAGGCCAAACUCUGCGUGCUCUUGCACAGGAGAGAGGCCUUUUCGUAAAGUACGCAAAGUUCAAGAGGGGAGAGGAGAUCAAGGGAGAGAAUGGAAAGUUUGGACCCACUAAUCUUUUGAAGGCCAAGGAUAGCGGGUGUUGA